GCUCUCUUGCCCACAAAGGGACAGUUUUGGAGGGCAAAGCAAAGCAAAAAGGCGUUCAUAAAUUUUGGACAAGGACCACCCCACCAUCCCUCCCUGCUCUUUGCGACAGUGAAAACCAGAGGCCUCCGCUUCUGGGUUUUACUCCCUGCAACUCUCUCUUGCUCUGUUUGUUUCCUGGGGAAGUUCUGUAUCCAUGGGUGGGAGAGGAUUGCAGGGAGUUGAACGCAAUGGGGAUGUGUUAUUCUCCACUUCUGGACUUGGGUUCCAGUGGAGUCCCCAGGAGAAUUGUUUUCACCCGGGUGGCUUAUUCGCAAGUGUGGGUCAGGCGGGAAUGGGGUUUGGGAUUUCUCCCAAUUCUCAUGACAAUGGCUCAAGGCCUCCAUUCGCUAACAUGUACACCAAGUAUGCCUUGGUGCAGGAAUCUGGGUAUAAGAUUGUUGAGGUUCCAGAGUUGGGAGUGGGUGAGAUUGCAGAGGAGGAGAUAGUGACGAAGAAGAAGAAGAAGAGGGGUGCUGUGAAAUUGAAGAUUAAGAUUGGGAAUCCGUCUCUAAGGAGGUUGAUCAGUGGGGCAAUUGCGGGUGCGGUGUCGAGGACGGCCGUUGCUCCAUUAGAGACUAUAAGGACUCAUUUGAUGGUAGGGAGUUGUGGAAACUCAACAGGUGAAGUGUUUCAGAAUAUCAUGAAGAAUGAUGGAUGGAAGGGCCUGUUCAGGGGUAAUUUCGUUAAUGUUAUCCGUGUUGCGCCCAGCAGGGCCAUUGAGUUAUUUGCUUAUGAUACAGUGAAGAAGCACUUGACGCCUAACCCUGGGGAACAGCCUAAACUUCCUUUUCCUGCAUCACCUAUUGCAGGUGCCAUUGCUGGAGUUAGCUCUACUUUAUGUACGUACCCGCUUGAGUUACUCAAAACCAGACUAACCGUGCAGAGAGGUGUGUACAAAAAUCUUUUAGACGCAUUCCUUACGAUCAUGAGAGAUGAGGGACCUGCAGAACUUUACAGAGGCCUGACCCCCAGUCUAAUUGGAGUAAUCCCAUAUGCUGCGACCAAUUACUUUGCCUAUGAUACAUUUCGGAGAGCUUACAAGAAAGCUUCUAAUCAGGAGGAAAUUGGAAACAUCAUGACCCUCUUAAUUGGAUCAGCAGCUGGUGCUAUUUCAAGUAGUGCAACUUUCCCACUUGAGGUUGCUCGAAAGCAUAUGCAGGCUGGAGCUCUCAAUGGGAGACAGUACCAAAACGUACUACAUGCUCUUGCAAGCAUACUUGAAACGGAAGGGCUCCCUGGUCUGUAUAGAGGGUUGGGCCCAAGCUGCAUGAAACUGGUACCCGCUGCUGGGAUUUCUUUUAUGUGCUACGAGGCGUGCAAGAGGAUCCUGAUCGAGAAAGAAGAUGAUCGAUAGCGCAUUUUCGAUGAGUAAAAAAUUGAUAUUUUUAUUCAAUGGAAUAAAUGGUUUUGCGUACAUAUUCAGCCCCUUUGAUCAGAAAAGGGCAAAACCAAGACACGCUGAUGGGGGCAUUUGUUUAAUCCAUUGCAUCCUUAUGUUUUUCAUUUUAAUUUAGGCUUUGGCCUAAACAUCCUUGUUUCUGGGAUGAGACAUGAAGUGGGAUUUGGGCAUUCAAGUGUCAUUAGUUCGAUGCAUUUUAUUUUUUUAUUAUUUUAGAGAGGAUAAGUUUGUAAGAUGAUGUGUUGUAGACUGUCAUGCUCAUCGACUGGUUGGUGGGCGGCUGGCAACGAAAAUGCAAUUCUGGAGUGCCCUUUUUGUGUUUGC
Vitis riparia (riverbank grape) is the source of this 1762-nucleotide messenger RNA. RefSeq names its product adenine nucleotide transporter BT1, chloroplastic/mitochondrial-like. Bases 194 to 1393 code for a protein of 399 amino acids. The transcript is spliced from 3 exons. The record is from RefSeq and is a predicted model, not a curated record. NCBI's taxonomy places the organism in Eukaryota, Viridiplantae, Streptophyta, Magnoliopsida, Vitales, Vitaceae. Gene Ontology annotation, biological process: transmembrane transport.